This is a messenger RNA of Nerophis ophidion (straightnose pipefish), 9253 nucleotides long. RefSeq names its product nucleus accumbens associated 1, BEN and BTB (POZ) domain containing a (gene nacc1a). Gene Ontology annotation, biological process: regulation of transcription by RNA polymerase II. The transcript has 8 exons. Lineage: Eukaryota; Metazoa; Chordata; Actinopteri; Syngnathiformes; Syngnathidae. The coding region runs from base 457 to 2160 and encodes 567 amino acids. The record is from RefSeq and is a predicted model, not a curated record. Gene Ontology annotation, molecular function: RNA polymerase II cis-regulatory region sequence-specific DNA binding; protein binding; DNA-binding transcription factor activity, RNA polymerase II-specific.
AUCCGGCUGAUACGGGACAUUUAAAGUUUGCAAGAAAGUAGGGGAUGAUACCACAUUGGAUUCACUCCACCCCCGUCGGUCCAAGCUCACAGCAAAUGUGCUAUAGCCACAAAAUAUUCCCCCCAAAACCGCAGAGUUGCUCAGGUGUGCGUGAAUUUUAGCGCCGCUCGUGAAUAAUCGCGCCUUGUUGUGAGCCUCCCCCCCCCGCGCCCUGCCGCACUGGUUCCGUCUGGCUCGCAGUCAGCUGCUGCGUGUCCCGGGAUGACCUGUUGAUGUCCGUUACAAUGGAGACUGGCAGGGGGAGCGAUUUCCCCCAUCACCAAAAUAUUUAAAUAAGCCACAUCUCGGUGCUUUUUUUCUUUUUCUAUCUCGGAUUAAAAAAAAAAAAAUCGACGGCCGCAGCCCGAGCUACCUCGCCCGCGUAGACUUGCCUUUGGUGGUGUGCGUUGGCGCACCAUGGCCCAAACCCUCCAGAUGGCGAUCCCAAACUUUGGCAACAACGUUUUAGAAUGUCUUAAUGAACAGCGGCUGCAGGGGCUCUACUGUGACAUCUCAGUGGUGGUAAAGGGGCAUGCCUUUAAGGCCCAUCGUGCUGUGUUGGCUGCGAGCAGUUCUUACUUCCGGGACCUUUUCAGCAACAGCGGAGGCUGCAAUGGCAACGAGGCCAGCCCAGCAGUGGUGGAGCUCCCGCCGGCGGUGCAGCCUCAAAGCUUCCAGCAGAUUUUGUCUUUCUGCUACACGGGUCGUCUGAGCAUGACUGUGGGGGACCAGUUCCUCCUCAUGUAUACUGCUGGAUUCCUGCAGAUCCAACAGAUCAUGGAAAAAGGCACUGAAUUUUUCCUAAAGGUUUCUUCCCCCAGUUGUGACUCACAAGGUCUUAAUGCAGAGGAGGCUCCACCAUCUGAGCCUCAGAGCCCUGUAACCCAAACCGGAACCAACGGGGCCCGGCCCGCCGCCUGCUUGACGCCCCUCCCCUUGGUGUCCCGUGUAAAAACGGAACAACCAGCCAGCCAACCGGAAGCUGCCGCUCAUUCGGUGGUCUGCACUCCUGUCGCCAAGCGGCUGUGGGAGGGCGGCAGCAGCCGCGACGGAGGCGGAGGAGGCUCCGGUGCAGGAGGAGGAGCCAGAAAGGCAGCGCGUUACUCACAGGAGGCAGUACGGGGCAGUACCAUCCAGAGCCCCGGAGCGCUCGGAUUGGCCAUGGGUAUGGGUGCUACGGCAACGAGCCUGGCCGGCAUGGUGGCAAGCGGCGGGCUUAGUGGCGCCGCUGGCACCAACGGCAGCUCUACGUCUGGCGUCGGCAUGUCGGAGGGUGCCAGCCCCGGCACCUACGCCAGUGACUCGCCCAUCAGCUACCACGAUGACGAGGAGGAAGAAGAGGGUGCAGAGGAGUGCGCCGAAGAGCAGUACAGGCAAAUCUGCAACAUGUACACCAUGUACAGCAUGCUCAACAUGGGAGCUGCAGGUAACGCUGCUGGUGAGCGCGUAGAGGCUCUACCUGACCACACGGAGACACGGGGGCGAAUGCGGGGCAGAGACCUCACGUGCCUUCCUGCAGAACUUAUUGCCCAGAUAGGCAACCGCUGUCAUCCAAAACUCUAUGAGGAAGGAGAUCCUGCUGAGAAACUAGAGCUGGUCUCAGGUACGUCUGUGUUCAUUUCACGAGCCCAGCUGAUGAACUGUCACGUAAGUGCAGGGACCAGACACAAGGUGCUGCUGAGGAGGCUGCUGGCUGCCUUCUUUGACAGGAAUACACUGGCUAACAGCUGUGGGACAGGCAUCCGCUCAUCCACCAAUGACCCCAGCCGCAAGCCACUGGACAACAGAGUGUUGCAUGCUGUUAAAUUUUAUUGCCAGAACUUUGCCACCAGUUUCAAAGAGAGCGAGAUGAACGCCAUCGCCGCCGACAUGUGCACCAACGCCCGGCGUGUGGUCCGCAAGAGCUGGAUCCCCAAGCUCAAGCUACUGAUCGCUGAGAGCGACGCAUACUCUGCCUUCCUCUCCGACGGUGUGAAAGCGGAGGACGACGCCCUGGGCGCCGACCCCACGUUCGACCCUGCCUCUCUAGAAGCCCCAGGUGGCGGCGGUGGCGUGGAGUCGGGUGGCUCCUCAGGUGAAUCUCUAGCGGGUGUGAGCGGGGACGUCGGAGCGUUAUUUUGAGCGCCAUGCGCACAGCAGUAUUUCCCAGUUGUGCUUGCUCUCUUCUUGACUGUCCAUACUACACUGCUGCGGCCGCAACAUGGACAUCUGCUUUUCUUUUCUCACCGCGUAACGGAGCUUGUAGAGCGUGGCAGGACACCUGGCUGUCCUCCCGCACUCUUUGUCCUUUUGAAGGUGUGUAAGCACAUUUUUGUUGCGUAUGAAACACAUUCCCGGUAGUCGUGACGGCGGCUUAGAAGGCGGUGACUAAGUGGUGAAUGUAUUGAAUGUAAGUGUUGGUGGCAUUUUUUAUGAGUUUUCUUCGACUUACGUUCCACAGACUGGGGAGGAAAAAAAAAGGAACAGCCAGUAAAAUGAAAAGUGAACACUAUCCUUGCAUCUUCCACUUAUCACUUAUGUUUUCUUCACCCCGCCUCAAGUUUGUCCUAUAUGAAUAUAUCCCCCUUUUUUUUGUUGUUGAUAUAUUUAGCAAGCUGAAAAGGUGACCAGAGAGGCACAAAAGAAAAGGGGCUGUUUAUCCAAGAGAAGUUUUCUGGGCAACAAGUAUCGUAACGGUGAUAUUUUUAGAAGAGAAUAUAGCUCAAAUGUACGAGUGGUGCUGUGAGCACGGCCAGCGGGGGAUGGGGGUUUUACCUUGUUGAAGUCUGGACCACAGAGGAGCGAUCUCCUUUUUCCCCAGUGAAAAAGUCGUCUCAUCGCAGGGUCCCGGAUAAUGAAUAAUAAUCUUUUUGCUUUAUGGCGGAGAACGAUGGAACGAGCAGUGGAACUGCUACUUUUGAAGCGUUUCAUCGGCGUGACUGUUGACUAUCAUGACAAUGACGUGCACGGAAGUUUAGAGCCCAAAAAGUCUCUACUUUGGUGGAAAACCAUAAGUAAUAUUUAUGGAGUAUUGGAAUGUGCCUUUUCAAUUGAAAUCAAUAAGCAGAAGCGUGGCAGGUAAGUCAGAAGCAAUAUUGCUCAUUUUUACUGGUAAGUGUGUGUUUUAUUUUGGAGUCCCUUUCAUGUGAGGCAGGGUGGAGCUUUACGAAGCACCUUAGGGAGAAGAAGCAGUGGUUUGUGCACCUUAUUGAAGUGUAGCAAUUUAGCUUAGUCCUUGUCCCCCCUCCACUCUUCCACUUCCUGUCACUGGACCGAUGGGUUUGUUACGGACUUUUUGUGCAUGGUGUGGAUCGGAGCUCAUUUCUCCCGGCACGCAUGAAGAGAAAGCUGGUCUAUUUUUCUUAAGAAUGGUGCAGCGUCACCGCGCUGCUGCUUUUUCAUUCCUCGCCAGGCUAAACAACCUCACUUUCAGCGACGCACAGCGCACGCUAUUCGUUUAAACCGCGAGAAUGUGCGUGUGCGCCGAAAUAAAAGAGAAUCAAAAAGAGAUGCAGUACUUUGGGAUGACGCAGUAAAUAACUACAAAACCUCAUAUGAGCACUCCACUUACCUCUCCAGUAUCUUUGAAGACUGUUGUGCUUCCUGCUUGUUCACCUCCACUCUAUUCUCCUGUGCUGCUUCCACUCAUCCCACUGGCUUCUUUGUUCUGCCGUCCUUCCAUCACUUCCUGUUGAAAAACAUUUUGACGAUUUCAUUAACCUCAGAGAAUGUGCAUUAAAGAAAAUAGUCUAUUCAUCCAUUGUUAAGAAUGAUGUCAUUGUGUGGGAUUGAUUAGGAAAAUAUUCCGUAUUUUACGGACUAUCGACCGAAGCCGCAGAUUUAUAUGUUGAUAAAUAAUGAAGAUAGUUACAUACCUUUAAAGCGGCAGUAAAACGGCUGAUCAAACAAAACAAGAAGUCAUUGUCAUGGAUCCAGUAGCUGCGGAAGCUGGCUCUCCAAUCAGCAAAACAGACUCACUAGCUCCAAGAUGACAUUUUGUUGAAUUCACUGAGGAAUUUGUGAAACUGAAACAAUACAAAAAAAAGUUGUAAGUUACCGUAAACACUGGUUCUUUUUUUUUCUCUACAAUUUGUGAAUCCUUAUAAGACGGUGUGGCUAAUUUAGGGAUUUUCCUUUGCUGAUGGCAAUUAUAAAAAAUAAAAAAAAAUAAAAAAUGUGUUUUAUUGUUUGUGUUAUGGCGCUAUCUUUUGGAUGAGUUUGUUCACUGCAGGUGCCGCGGAGUCCUUCCAUAUAGUGCUUUUAUCAGUCUUUCAGCUGUCCAUAGUGUUUCUACUCCUAUGGAUUCUACAUUCAUAACGACAAGCAACGUUUUUAAGCUUAACAGUACAACUAAAACGGUUUAUGCUCACUAAACCGUCUCAUGUCUGUAGGAGAGUUUUCAUGCAUAUUUGUACGUGCUAUUGUAAUGUAAUGACACUCGCUUCGUUAGCAUUAGCUAAUAUGCUAAAACGUUUACGAGUGCCUGUUAGUUUUAUUAACUUACAACAACAUUCCUUUUGUAUUGUUUCAGUUUCACAAAUUCCGCAGUAAACUCACCAAGAUGCCACCGUGGAGUUAUUGAGUCUGUUCAUCUGAGUGGAGAGCUAGCUUCAGCAGCUAGUGGGUCCAUGAUGAUGACUUUUGUUUUGUUUGAUCAACCAUUUUACUGCCGUGUUACAGACACAGUUUUUCGAAACAAUUAAGGUAUAUAAAUCAACAUUUACAGAUUAUUUCUGUGCAAAUAACUAAUUUCACAACAGAUAUACAAACCCCGUUUCCAUAUGAGUUGGGAAAUUGUGUUAGAUGUAAAUAUAAACGGAAUACAAUGAUUUGCAAAUCCUUUUCAACCCAUAUUCAAUUGAAUGCACUACAAAGACAAGAUAUUUGAUGUUCAAACUGAAACUUUUUUUUUUUUGCAAAUAAUAAUUAACUUAGAAUUUCAUGGCUGCAACACAUGCCAUAGGAGUUUGGAAAGGGCAUGUUCACCACUGUGUUACAUCACCUUUUCUUUUAACAACACUCAAUAAAUGUUUGGGACCUGAGAAAAGUAAUUGUUGAAGCUUUGAGAGUGGAAUUCUUUCCCAUUCUUGUUUUACGUAGAGCUUCAGCCGUUCAACAGUCCGGGGUUUCUGCUGUCGUAAUUUACGCUUCAUAAUGCGCCACGCAUUUUCGAUGGGAGACAGGUCUGGACUGCAGGCGGGCCAGGAAAGUAACCUCACUCUUUUUUACGAAGCCACGCUGUUGUAACACGUGGCUUGGCAUUGUUUUGCUGAAAUAAGCAUGGGCGUCCAUGAUAACGUUGUUUGGAUGACAACAUAUGUUGCUCCAAAACCUGUAUGGACCAUUCAGCAUUAAUUGUGUCUUCACAGAUGUGUAAGUUACCCAUGCCUUGGGCACUAAUACACCCCCAUACCAUCACAGAUGCUGGCUUCUCAUCUUUGCGCUUAUAACAAUCCGGAUGGUUAUUUUCCUCAUUGUUCUGGAGGACACCACGUCCACAGUUUCCAAAUAUAAUUGGAAAUGUGGACUCGUCAGACCACAGAACACUUUUCCACUUUGCAUCAGUCCAUCUUAGAUGAGCUCGGGUCCAGCGAAGCCGGCAGCGUUCCUUUGUAUUGUUGAUAAAUUACUUUAGCUUUGCAUAGUAGAGUUUUAACUUGCGCUUACAGAUGUAGCGACCAACUGUAGUUACUGACAGUGGUUUUAUGAAGUGUUCCUGAGCCCAUGUGGUGAUAUCCUUUACACACUGAUGUCGGUUUUUGGUGCAGUACCGCCUGAAGUAUCAAAGUUCCGUAAUAUCAUCGCUUACGUGCAGUGAUUUCUACACAUUGUCUGAACCUUUUGAUGAUUUCACGGACCGUAGAUGGUAAAAUCCCUAAAUUCCUUGCAAUAGCUCGUUGAGAAAUGUUGUUCUAAAACUGUUCAACAAUUUGCUUACAAAUUGGUGACCCUCGCCCUAUCCUUGUUUGUGAAUGACUUAGCAUUUCAUGGAAGCCGUUUUUAUACCCAAUCAUGGCACCCAUCUGUUCCCUAUUAGCCUGCACACCUGUGGGAUGCUCCAAAUAAGUGUUUGAUGAGCAUUCCUCAACUUUAUCAGUAUUUAUUUCCACCUUUCCCAACUUCCCUGUCACGUGUUGCUGGCAUCCAAUUUUAAAGUUAAUGAUUAUUUCCCCCCAUAAAUAUGUUUAUCAGUUUUAACAUCAAAUAUGUUGUCUUUGUAGCAUAUUCAACUGAAUAUGGGUUAAAAAUGGUUUGCAAAUCAUCGUAUUCUGUUUAUUUUUACAUCUAACACAAUUUCCCAACUCAUAUGGAAACGGGGUUUGUAUCUGCGGGUUAUAGUCCGGUGCGGCUAAUAUGUGGAAACUUAUUUUUUUCCCCUACAAUUUAGAGGGUGCGGCUAAUAUACCGGUACCAACAUUGUCCGGAAAAUAUUGUAAUAAUACUAACACAGACAUGUCAGAAUGCUAGCAUAUUAGCAAAUGCUAACGACGUGGGCGUCAUUACAUUACAAUCACGUGUACAAAUAGGCAUGAAAACACUCCCACAGACAUCACACAUGGGACGGUUUAGUAAGUAUAAACAGUUUUAGUUAUAUUUUAAAACUUAAAAACGUUGCUUGGACUUAAGAAUGAAAAAUCCAAAUGAGUAGAACGCUAUUGACGGCUAGAAGACUGAACGGCACUCUACUUCCGGUUGAAAGCGGUUAAGGGAAGGUCACUGCAGCAAAUUUGUCCAAAAGAUGGCGCCAUAGCACAAACAAUAAAACUCAUUCUCAAUUAAUUUGCUUGUUUUUUGGGGGGGAAACUUUUUGUAUUACGGCCAUCAACGAAGAAAAUCUAUUAGAUUAGCCACACCGUUUUAUAAGCCCCAGGGCACAAAGUGUAGGAAAAAGUAGCGGCUUAUAGUCCAAAAUUUAUGGUAGCUUUGAUUUAUAUUCUGUUGGUUCAAUUAUGAAUGUAACUAAUAAAAAUGGAUCAAAUCAAUACCCCAUGGAGUAGCCGGAACGUUAAAUACAUAGAUGUAGUUACCACACGCCCACUGCAAUAGCACACGUUAGAUAACGCGCUGGUAUGUGGGUGCUGUGAUCUGUGUGGCAGCAUAUUGAUACCUUUUUUUUUAGUGUGUUAAAAGUUAAAUUUAAAUGUUGAUGAUGUGCAUUUAUUAAGGUGGGAAAAAAAAGUAAGCAAGCAAAAAAAAAGUUUGUAAUCAUCCCUUGUUUUGGCGCUGUUCAUUGGUUUUGGACGUCCUACUUUGUAGAAAUUAAUUGAUCAUAAAUCCAAUAUUUAUACAGCGAGAACAUAAAAAAACCUUGUAAAUAUACAUUCUUACAAGAUGACAGCCCCUAAGACGUUAAAUAACACCUUUUGCUCACCUUUCACAUUUUUGAUUUAAUAUUGUAAAGCUGCCUGAGGCUGAGGCAAUCACUGGCCACAAUACUGAACAGCCAAACUGAUUGAAACUGUAGUUUCCUCACUUAUGAACGUAGGAUAGAUAUUUUAGGAAUACCACUUGUGGUAAAGCUUCAUAUGAAGCGACCUAUCUAUUUUGCUUACAUUUUUAAAUAAACUUCAGUCCUAAACAAAAAUAUUAAACAGGUAAUGAUUUUAAUGAGCCUUUGAUUGCCUUUUGAUCAGAUACUGUAAAAAUCAAUGCAGAUUUAUUCUAAUUGAAAACGGUGACAAGGGGCAUUCAAAAACUAAAAUGGAAAAAAAAUGAUAUUUUAAUUUAGGAUGUAGUGAGACCAUUCACACAAAAGAGCCAGUAGCUGCAGUGUCCGCACUGCCAUCUUUUUUUUUUUUUUUUUUUUUUUUUUUAAAGGGCUGAAGUUGAUUUAAAAAUUUGAGCAAAAAUACGUAAAUAAAAAAAGAUUACUAUAAUUUUGAAAAAUUAAGGACAUACAUGUCCAGUUUGGCAUUGGGGUAUUGAUUAAUAACUACCAGUGCAUCGUACACCUGAGUUUGACACUUUGACAGUUUUAGGUUUAACAUAAAAAAAAACAUAUUGGUAAAAAACCAUGUACACAACUAAAAUGAUGGCCAAAAUACAGCAAAAACUUACUAAAGGGACAAAAGAGUCAGCCUUUAUCCACUAAGUUUAAGACAAUUACACAAUUAAAGGUGGUUAUUGGACAAAACUACUUUGACUGACUAUAAGUAAAUUGUCAAAUUUAUGGUUAAAUUACUAUUAUUUUCUUUAAUAAAAUGUUUGAAUUAGCAAUAUUUUUUUCCAGUAUAUAUAUAUUUUUUACAAUUGUUUGAACAGCCAAACAUUAAGCGCAUUGUUUCAAAACAAAAACAAGCUCCCAAGAUGCAAUUCAUCAACAAUCAAUCCCACACAUUUGGCGUCAUCGUUAAUAAUUGAUUAUUACAUUGAGGUUUUUUACACUGACUGAUCCUUUCUUUGAAAUACGUUCCAAUCAACACAUUUCUGGCUGUGUUAAGUCAUACUCACGACGUCCUUUAAGAGACGCAAUGACUGAUCUAUAUUUACUUCUGAGUGAUGAUUCAUGGACUCACACUGCAAUACUAGCUGUGAAUCAGCACCAUUGUCAGAAGGACGGACGUGUUUGCUUGCUUUUACGUCAGCAGCCGAGUCACAAUAUUCCACUGUGGGCUCUCUCUCUCGCUCUUUUUCCCCUCCCGCCGAGCAGCAACACUGGUUUAGGGCUUUAGGGUCACUUUUCAAUUGACAGCCUUCAUUACACUUGAUGUGAAAAGAGCAGAAGUGUUAUUUUGUGUGUGUGUGUGCAAUGCAUUUCAUCCCAUGUGUUUACACUUCCCACAACACGUAGACCUAUACACACUUGAACGGAUACGGUGUGGCAUGGCAUGGGCAUCAUUGUGUCACACUAUGGUACAUAUAUAAAUAUGAAAUAUACAUGUAUAGAGAAAUACUGUACAUUAUACAUAGACACACGUAGAGGUAAGAUUGUUUGUUGUACACUCACAGCAUGAGGUGUAUACGGUAUUUACGGCGCUUAUUUCUUCUUCUUCACAAUCCGUGCAGUACUGGCUUGGCCUGUGUACCCCCUUGUAGCGCCAGUCCACCUCUUCUUUCUGUGUUCCAAGUGCCAAUAACUUUUGUGAAAGCCCUGUAACUGUGACCCGACAUUAUCAAAAGGUAUAAUUGCACAUUAACAACUGUAAAAUACAACAUAAUAAUAAUAAUAAUAAUAAUAAAAGAACGUGUCCAAAUGGAUUCAAUGAUGAAUAUCUUAAUAAAAGAUUUGUAACAA